This is a messenger RNA of Sodiomyces alkalinus F11, 1748 nucleotides long. RefSeq lists its product as hypothetical. The record is from RefSeq and is a predicted model, not a curated record. Lineage: Eukaryota; Fungi; Ascomycota; Sordariomycetes; Glomerellales; Plectosphaerellaceae. Gene Ontology annotation, biological process: formation of cytoplasmic translation initiation complex; formation of translation preinitiation complex; translational initiation. The coding region runs from base 369 to 1370 and encodes 333 amino acids. Gene Ontology annotation, cellular component: eukaryotic translation initiation factor 2 complex. The transcript has 4 exons. Gene Ontology annotation, molecular function: mRNA binding; translation initiation factor activity; translation initiation factor binding.
CCGCUAUGAACUGUAUGAACUGUCCUCCGCCUUCCCAGUCACCUGCCCAACAAGCCAAAAGACCAUCCGCAAGAUCGCUCAAAUCCCACCCCAAGAAGGCUCAUAAUAUCCAGCCAUUAUCAAGUCGAUUAGACCGGAGAACGGAAAAUCUUCGAUCCAUAAAUCCGUUUGGGUAUUUCUUUUCCUUUUCGCACCACAAGGACCAGGACUUGCCUCCCGGAUUCAUUUGGAUUCCUGCCCAGGAUUAAUCGUACUUUCUUCCCACUUGGACCGAAACCUGUACCUACCUUACCUGCAGCCUUACGUAGGUACAUGUACCUUUCUGCGCACAAACCAAACUCCGUUUUCGCCGAGAUCAAACCACAAUCAUGGAGGACGCUCCUCUGCCCGAACGCAAACAACGCAAAUCAGUCGCCUUCACCAACGAGCGAGUAGUCGUCGACGCCGACGGUUCUAUCACCAUGGUCAACACUCCGGAUGAGACCAAGGACACGGCCCAGUCCCACACGCCUCGUACGCCGCCGCUUUCCGCAGCUCUUGGAGCAUUUACUGAUCCCUCAUCUGAAGCUGGUGACGAGACCACUCCCGCCGCGGUCGAUGAUGGCGGGCUGGACCUGACACUGAAGAAGAAGAAGAAGAAGAAGGUCCCCAAGGACGAUGACGAGGAAGGUGGCGAGGAUACCGGUGCCGGCGCCGAGGAUGGUGGGCUUGACCUUACCAUAAAAAAGAAGAAGAAGAAGAAGGCGCCCAAGGAGGGCGAAGAGGACGAAUUCGCCGCCAAGCUCAAGGCGCUCGAGCUCGAGGGUAAAACGGAGGAGGGCGCCGCAGCGGAAGAGCCGGCCGACGAGGGCGACAUGGAUGCCGGCACCGGCAUCUGGGCACACGAUGAGACCAGACCCCUGAGCUACACGCUCCUUCUGGACAGAUUCUUCCACCAGCUCUCGCAGCGGAACCCGGACCACGCCCUGAGUGGAUCCAAGAGCUACAAGAUUCCUCCCCCGCAGUGUAUGCGUGAAGGAAACAAGAAGACCAUCUUCGCCAACCUUGCCGAGAUCGCCAAGCGCAUGAAGCGGACAGAGGAGCAUCUCACUCAAUACUGCUUGUCCGAGUUGGGUACUUCUGGUUCGACUGACGGUAGCCGUCGUCUUGUCAUCAAGGGUCGGUUCCAACAGAAGCAGAUUGAGAAUGUGUUGCGGAAAUAUAUCAUCGAGUACGUCACUUGCAAGACGUGCAAGUCGCCCAACACAGAGCUCAACAAGGGAGAGAACCGUCUCUACUUCGUCAACUGCAACUCGUGCGGUUCUCGACGGACGGUCACCGCCAUCAAGACUGGUUUCUCGGCCCAGAUCGGCAAGAGAAAGAAGAUGUAGGGUUAAAGCUAGCUACAGCUCUACGGGGAGUUUUGGACGGGAGUGGUCUUCUCUUUACCAUCACUCUCCUUUUUUCUUGUUUUUCUUCUCUCUUUCCCUUUUUUUUCGUUUGUUUCUCUUUUCCUCACUUACUUUGCAUGCUGGUGAAGCUUACCGGCGUCCGGGGCAUGUGCUGAGGCCGUGUACACACUGCCAUUUCUUUCGACGUACUUCGUCUCGUUAAGUUCAAUGAGAUGCGACAUGACACGGCAUCGGAGUGGAACCAGUUGGGGUAGGAAUAGGUACGAACGGGUAGGAAUGGGUAGUCUCAUGACGGUCAGAAACAAUACAUUGCGACAUGACAUGGUAUGAAACGACGUAGGACCUGUAUUGAAGCGU